GCAGCUGUGGGGCUCUGGAAAGGGCCAGAACAUGAAGGGACCCAGGAGCCUGGUGGUGACAGCUCUGGCCCUUCUUUUGGUGUUGUCUGUCCUGGAAAACUGCAGUAGCGCUCCACAGAGACUCUUUGAGAGGAGAAACUGGACUCCCCAAGCUAUGCUCUAUCUGAAGGGCGCACAGGGCCGCCGCUUCAUCUCCGACCAGAGUCGCAGGAAGGAGCUCGCCGACCGGCCACCUCCAGAAAAACGAAACCCACAUCUUCAACUGCUGACUGUCCCAGAGGCUGCAGCUCUGUUUCUGGCUUCCCUGCAAAAACUACAAAGAGAUGAAGGAGAGAAUUUUGAUCAAAACAAAUUCUUGGAAGACAGAUUGUUGAACUGGUGAAAAUCCACCAAGACACAUUCAAGUGUAGGAAGUGGCUCAUCUCACAGCUGCCCCAUACAAUCUCGUGCUGUAUGUUCCAUGCUGCAGUGUAAGUUUGUAAAAGCUGUCUAAAUGACUGUAGCUACUCAAGUGAUACCGUCUCCUCAUCACAUCCCUGAGACACUCCUCGGUCCAGAUGUGUCCAGAUGUGCUCGGAAGUGAUGUGGCCCCCUCUCUCCAGUUUGAUAAACAUUCCAAC
Molecule: messenger RNA, 620 nt
Organism: Psammomys obesus (fat sand rat)
Lineage: Eukaryota; Metazoa; Chordata; Mammalia; Rodentia; Muridae
Gene: Spx
Product: spexin hormone
Exons: 7
Coding region: 32-382 (116 amino acids)
Biological process (GO): positive regulation of gastro-intestinal system smooth muscle contraction
Cellular component (GO): cytoplasm
Molecular function (GO): neuropeptide hormone activity
Source: RefSeq, a predicted model, not a curated record